This is a messenger RNA of Entrophospora candida, 153 nucleotides long. NCBI's taxonomy places the organism in Eukaryota, Fungi, Glomeromycota, Glomeromycetes, Entrophosporales, Entrophosporaceae. The record is from the annotation of a GenBank genome assembly.
AUGGAUUUAAUAAAGAAAAACGAAAAAGAAGAACAAGCAUCGAGAGAGUUAAAACACACGAAUAUACCAAGAGAAACAUCCAGUAAAAGAAGUAAAAAGGAUGUGAAUCUUGUUAAAGAUUUUACAACGUUAGAAGAUCCCGACUUGCCAUAA